Messenger RNA from Brenthis ino (lesser marbled fritillary), 3753 nucleotides. NCBI's taxonomy places the organism in Eukaryota, Metazoa, Arthropoda, Insecta, Lepidoptera, Nymphalidae. The record is from the annotation of a GenBank genome assembly.
AUGUACACAAGUGUUAAAUUUAUACUCGAUAAUGGCCAGAACAUAUCAUAUCAACGUCCUAACUGGUGUAGUGAAGUGAAACGAGAUUCAUUAGAGGAAAUCACAAGGGAACGUAUGGAACGACGUGAACUUACACUCAGCUUCCAUAAUCUUAUUAUACGAGAUGAACAACGCUACAGUUACACAAAUUACGGUAUGGACACACCAACACCCUCAUCGCAAGGUGACUGUUUGCAUGGAAUAUUUCAAAAUUUGGACUCCCUGUCACCCGGUGUGGAUUCAGACUUUGAUGAAAGUCUUGCGGUGCCAGAAUCUCUAUCUGUCAUAGACACUGACAAAGCAAACAAUAAAGAGGAAUUAGAUGCAAAUGCGCCGCUGGCAACUUCAGUGCCAUACAAAUCAGUUCACAACCCACCUGUUAAAUUUAAUUCGGUGCACAGAAAAGUGUUCAUUCCAGGAGUAGUAAUAAAAGUGAGAUUUGUGGAAAACGAGAGGAGUGCUACAACACAUUUAUUGAAUCCCAAUUUAUACACAAUAAAUCUUCAACAUGGCGACUUUACGUGGACAAUCAAAAAACGAUACAAGCACAUACUGUAUCUUCAUCAACAGCUAUCUUUGUAUAGAGCGACUCUUCAAAUUCCCUUUCCCACCAAAACUCAUAAAUCAAGAAGAGCGAGUUUCAAGAAUACUGUAAACAGUGAAGAAAUAGCGGAAAAAGUGGCCUUAGAAGCUGUGACCAGGAGUAAUUCUAAAAGGAGAGAAAACAGGCCCAGGAAAAGAAAAGGUGCUUUGCCAAGAUUUCCUAGAAAACCCGAAGUAAUGAUCACAUACGAAGGCAUACAAUUACGUAUGAAACAAUUGGAAGAGUAUCUGUUCAACCUGCUUAAUAUAUCUAUAUAUAGAAACCAUCAUGAGACUGUGAAAUUCCUCGAAGUCUCAAAUAUGUCGUUCAUAAAAGAAUUAGGUACGAAAGGCAAGGAAGGGAUAAUAGAGAAACGUACGGGGUCCACGCGGCCCGGCCAGGCUGGCUGCAACUGCUUCGGCUUGUUAGGCAACACUGUAUGUGUGAGAUGUAAUUACUUCUGUACAGGACUGGUUUGUGCGAAAUGGCAGGAGAGGUGGCUAUUUGUGAAGGACACCUUCUUUGGCUACAUUCGGCCGAGUGACGGCGUUGUUAAAGGGAUAAUGCUGUUUGAUCAAGGGUUUGAGGUGUCAAGUGGUAUGUACUCGACGGGACUAAGCAACGGACUGCAAAUACUUAACCAAAGUAGACAAAUGGUCAUCAAAUGUUGGACUAAGAGGAAAAGUAAAGAAUGGAUGCAUUAUUUAAAGACUGUUGCUAAUCAAUCUGCGCGCGAGUUCACGCACCCCAACGUGCACCACUCGUUCGCGCCCGCGCGCGCCGGCACGCCCGCCGCCGCGCUGGCGGACGGCGCGCCCUACCUGUGCGCCGCCGCCGACGCCAUGGAGCACGCGCGGGAGGAGAUAUUCAUAGCCGACUGGUGGCUCAGCCCAGAGAUAUACAUGAAGAGACCCGCCUUGAAUGGCGAUUACUGGAGGCUGGAUACUAUUUUGAAGAGGAAAGCGGAACAAGGCGUAAAGAUCUUCAUAAUGCUGUACAAAGAAGUGGAGAUGGCACUCGGUAUCAAUAGUUUCUACAGUAAAAGUAGAUUAGCAAAUGAAAAUAUUAAGGUGUUCCGUCAUCCAGACCAUGCGAAAGUGGGUGUAUUCUUUUGGGCGCAUCACGAAAAGAUAGUAGUAGUGGAUCAAACUGUGGCGUUUCUGGGCGGAAUCGACUUGUGCUAUGGCCGGUGGGACGAUCAUAAGCAUAGGUUAACGGACUUAGGCAAUAUAUCCCAACCAAAGACCCAUAUAAAAACUAAGAAGAAAACCUCGAGCUCGCCGGGCGGCGGCCUCUACAUGCCGCACGGUAAUGGUAUAGAGGCGGCAUUGGAACUGGCGAAGUCGUCUCGAGAUAUUGUUAUUGGGGUUAAUAUCCCAGUUCAAGAUGUACUACAAGAAGAAACGGAGCCAGAACCUGAAACUCUUCCAGAGCCAGAACCUCUGAAACUCCACCCUGAAGACCAAAUACUACAAAUUGGUAUACAAAACGACCCAAAAUCAGACGAAAACCAAAAGAAAAAUGUUCUUGACAAAAUAACAGACCGGGGCAAAGAUUUCAUCAGUAUUAUUUACCCUCCAUAUGAAGAGGAAAGAAAUGAACAGAAAUUUGAUGAUUCUGAAAGAAAGAAAGCGGAGAAGUAUGCUAGAUCAAAUGAUGAAGUUCUUUUGACGGAUGCUUUAGGAAUUAAAUCUUUAACGGUAAUCGAACCUGCGCCUCUCGCUCAAGUGGCAGAAGGGAGGGUGAUAACAGAAAGUACUAAGAAAGCUAUAGAGGGUAUUGAGGGAAAUUCUAAACUAUGGAUUGGAAAAGACUACGUCAAUUUCAUUGUAAAGGACUUUAACAGCUUGGAUAUGCCGUUUGUUGACCUAGUGGACAGGAACACAACGCCGCGAAUGCCGUGGCACGACGUGGGCGUGGCGGUGGCGGGCGCGGCGGCGCGCGACGUCGCCAGGCACUUCAUACAGCGCUGGAACGCUAUCAAGCUGGAAAAGGCUAGACAGAACGCAAAUUAUCCAUAUCUGCUACCGAAGACAUAUAGCGACAUCAAACCUCUGUCAGAACUGGAAAACGUUUUCAAUGUAGAGUUCAAAAAUGUUUCGUGUCAGGUAUUACGAAGCGUCUCCAGUUGGUCCUGCGGCUUCUUAGACCCAGAGACUGUAGAGCAAAGUAUACACGAAGCGUACGUGGACACCAUAACGAGGGCACAGCACUACAUUUAUAUAGAAAAUCAGUUUUUUAUCACACUGUCUAGAUCUAAUCCCAUUGUGAGGAAUCAGAUAGGCGAAGCGUUAUUCAAUCGUAUAAUGAAAGCGUUCAGAUCAAAAGAGACGUUCCGAGUGUUCAUAGUGAUGCCGCUGCUGCCGGGCUUCGAGGGCGAGGUGGGCGCGCCCUCGGGCACCUCGCUGCACGCCGUCACGCAUUGGAACUACCAGAGUAUCAGCAGGAGUAAAGAAGCAAUUCUAACCCGUCUAUACGAGGCCGGUGUGCCCGACCCCUCCCAGUAUAUAACGUUCCACGGUCUGAGAGCUCACUCUAUACUGGACGGCGAGCCGGUGACCGAGCUCGUGUACGUGCACUCUAAGCUCCUGGUGGCCGACGAUAGAUACAUCAUAUGUGGGUCCGCUAAUAUCAAUGAUAGGUCUAUGAUUGGGACUCGGGACUCGGAGAUCGCUGUGUUCAUACAGGAUGAACAGUUCGAUGACGGCACUUUGAACGGUGAGCCGUUCCCUUGCGGCCGCGUCGCCGGCGCGCUCAGGAAGAGGCUGUUCCGGGAACACUUGGGGCUGAUGGAGGAAGAUGUGGAGACACUUGGCAUUAACCUGGAUGACCCGUGUUCUAGAGAGUUCUAUGAAGGGGUGUGGAAAGCCACGUCAAAGAGGAACACUGAUGUUUAUGAAGAGGUUUUCCACACAAUACCAAACGAUUCAGUCCACACAUUUGCUGAACUUAGAAAAUAUCAAGAAGAGAACUGCGAAACACUCUGGCACAAAGACCCGGUUCUCGCGAAUAGGAAAAUCGAUCUUAUUCAAGGCUAUUUGGUAGAUAUGCCGUUGAAUUUCCUUUGCAAUGAAACUUUAACGCCCCGAAAUACUUCAAUGGAAGGUAUGAUGCCAACCGCUCUAUGGACG